Messenger RNA from Ochotona curzoniae (black-lipped pika), 1217 nucleotides. RefSeq names its product transmembrane and coiled-coil domains 5A (gene TMCO5A). The record is from RefSeq and is a predicted model, not a curated record. The transcript is spliced from 12 exons. Bases 85 to 1050 code for a protein of 321 amino acids. NCBI's taxonomy places the organism in Eukaryota, Metazoa, Chordata, Mammalia, Lagomorpha, Ochotonidae.
UGAUUCCAGUACAGAAAGACUCUUCAGAAGCUGACUGACUAGGGCAGAAGCAGGAAGACACUACACAUCAGAAGGAGGGACUUCAUGAUGGAAGAAUGCAAGGAAGAUCAGCUGGAUUUUGAGUCAGAGAAAAUGGAAAUCUUAAGAUUGGCCCAGUCAAAAAAGAAUAUUAUCAGUCUGAACAUGGACCUUGAAAAGGAUAUGCAGAGAAUAGAUGAAGCAAAUCAGGAACUUCUCCUCAAAAUCCAUGAGAAAGAAAGUGAGAUCCAGAGUUCUGAAAGUGCCCAUGAUGGGUCCUCAUGGAGCGUGCUUGUGUCACCCAGGCUGGAAAAUGAGAUCAUGCAAAUUGGAGACUCAGCAGAAGAUGAGGAGUGGGAAAAGGAGAACUGUACCACCAUGGAAAGGGAAAGAGCCUUGCAGGAAUUGGAAGAAGAAACAUCCAGACUUGAAAGGAAAAAUGAGACUCUGGUCCACAGCAUAACAGAGCUUCAAAGAAAGCUUACAAGGAAAUCUCAAAAGAUAACCAUGAGUGAACAAGGCAAUCUAGAUGGAACCCCUGAAGAGUCGAAGGCUAAAUUACAGCAGCUGGAAGCUUCCUGUGCAGACCAAGAGAAAGACUUGGUCAAGGUAAUGGAGGACUUUACAUUUGUGGCCCAGCUCUGUGAAGACCAAGCUAUCUGCAUAAAGAGGUACCAAGAAACUUUGCGGAAAAUACAAGAAGAACUAGAGACUCGGUUCCUUGAGAGAGAAGUAUCAAAAGUCUUGAGCAUGAAUUCUGCAAGAAAAGAGUGUAGCAGCCAAAGCAAUGAGGGUAAUUCUAAUGGAAAGAGGGUAAUACAGUUUGGUAAAAGAAUCUCCCGCUAUGUCUUUUUCACCACCCUAUUUUUCAUCAGACUGCUUGGCUAUGUGUUUUUCCACUUAAGUUUUAUAAACCCAGAUCUCCUUGUCAACAUUCUGCCCAAGAUACUGAACAGGGGUAUCCUGUGGAAGCUACGAUGCAUCCUCUUCCCAUCCCUCACACUUGAGACAGAGGACAUGUUGCCUCAUUGAGCCCCGACAAACGUCCUGAGCAGCAGAGGCGAGUGUAGAAGAGAGAUGAUUCUUGUGGAGCCAAGAGGAUGUGUUCAGAUUUCCCCUUAAGGUUUGCCUAUCUGACCACUUUCCCUCUCCAUGUCACCUUUCCAAGACUAACUUUGCCCAGUAAAGAGCUCUAUCAA